Molecule: messenger RNA, 548 nt
Organism: Sinocyclocheilus anshuiensis
Lineage: Eukaryota; Metazoa; Chordata; Actinopteri; Cypriniformes; Cyprinidae
Product: coiled-coil domain-containing protein 66-like
Exons: 4
Coding region: 1-387 (128 amino acids)
Biological process (GO): cilium assembly
Cellular component (GO): cilium; microtubule
Molecular function (GO): microtubule binding
Source: RefSeq, a predicted model, not a curated record
AUGAACAGGGUGCCGUCUCCUCCCGCUCCUGCAGUAAAGUCCUCUCAGCAGGUGACGGAGGACACGGGCCGCCCGCCGUCGUUAGACUAUGUGCCGUAUGUGCGCACAGACGAGGUGUAUCACAUGGACCCCCUCGCUCCGCUGUCCAGACCCCCGACACAUGAAGCCCAGCAGAGGGUCCACACAGUUGUGAGCAGCAGCAGCAGGCAGGCGCCGCCUCGGGUCCAGCAUCCUCCUAAAAGCACUGAACGGCAGCAGGCCAUCCUGAAAGGUCUGUCCGAGCUGAGACAGGGUCUGCUGCAGAGACAGCGAGAGCUAGAAACCAGUCUGAACCCUGCAGUGCAAACACAACACAGAAACCACUUCUCACCUUUCAGACCGGUGUGAUCCAGAGCUGCUUCCGAAAACAAGACCAGCACUUUAUACUGCGAGAUGUGAACAGUGGAGAUGUUGCUGUCUGACAUAUGAAUCCGUUACACGCUCUUAUUAAGGACUAGGUUUGUAAAGGGGUGGUAAACUUCCGGCAAAUUUCCAAAAAAAUCCUGGAA